AAAGCCUGGCAUGCUGCAGUCCAUGGGGUCACAAAGACUCAGACAUGACUGAGCGACUGAACUGAACUGCACUUUCCCAAUUUGGAACCAGUUCAUUGUUUCAUGUGCGGUUCUAACUGUUGCCUUUGGGGAAUUCAGCUUACCCUAGGGCAAGCAGACCUGUAACUAGAUAUGGCAUUAUUGUGUUGAUAUUGAGAUGGGGUGCACAGAAGGAACAGCUAUGGGGGCCAGAGGAAGGACAGAAGACUCUGAAAACCAGAGACCCAGUGUGGAAGACAGAGGAAUCAGGGUAUAGCUGGGCCUGAUUCUGGAAAGGGUGGGCCCCAAGCCCAGGGGCUUAGCUUCUAAGUCUGAGAAGAGCAGACGUGUCUGAAGUAGAUGUAUGUCCCCUCACAAUGACAAGACUUCAAGGUAAGGUCUGGGGCCUUCCAGCCCUGAACUUUCAGAAGGACGCGGCCAGGGUCCGGUUCGUGACUCCUAGAGUCAGUGGAAGCCGGAAGUUUCGGGCUUGGGGGGUCGGGGCUACGGGCCCGACCCAUGGCGCCUAAGAAGAAGGGGCUGCGCGCCGGGCGCCAGGGGGCCGCGGCGGGAGAGGGCGCUGAGCCGCCGCUGUCGGAGCGCCGUCAGUACCUGCAUCGGCAGCACAAGGGGCGCUCUGAGGAACUGCAGGCCUGCAGGCAGCGCUUGGAACAAGUGAGGGCUGACAACCGUUUGGUUGACAGCGAGGCGGCGCGCCUGCGCGAAGGGAACCUGUUUUCCGUCACCUACCGGAGCAGGGGCGCGCAGCGCUGCGCCAACUCCGCCCAUAGGCGUGAUCGGGAGGGCGGCGUGGACCUGCCGCAGAUUUACAGGCAGCGCGCAGAGCUGACUUCAAUCUACCGCGCCCGUGAGGACGGGCUGCGCGCGCAGCUGGUGGACGUGCAGGCGCGCGCGGCGCAGUUGGAGCAGCAGGAGCAGAAGCUGCAGCUCGGCAUAGUCAGAGCUGCAGCGGCAGCAGCUGGCCCAGACCCGGGCUCUGCGGCGGGAUCUGCUGAAAAUGGGUGUGGAGGACAGGCAGCAACUCCACUGCGCGAGGCAGCGCUGGAGCGCCAGGCGCGCCAGCAGGAGGCGGUGGGCGCGCUCCGGGCGCGCAUCCAAGGCACAUCCAUCCGGGCGGACCGCGGGCCCCUGCGGCCGGAGUUGCCGCCGUCCCACCGGGCCCAGGCGCUGUGGAACCAGCCGCGCCAGCUGCCGGACCGCGGCGAGCGGAGGACACGCGGGGCCUGGCGUGCGUGCUCGGAGGCGCGUCUUUGGCCCGUUUGGGCCGAUACGAGCGAUCAGAUGCGGGCUCCAAGCUCCCGCCCUUGCGGGUGUCCCACCGCCCUGCCAGGCUCGUCCGCAGGUCUCAUAGCCCAUCACCACCGGCCCCAGUGGACAGCGACCAAGAUGAAGCCGCCUCGGGAGAGCCCGAACCUACCUCGAGGAAGGCUAGUGAGGCCAGAAGGUGGCGGGGAAAAAAGUCCACUUUCCCUGCUAAAUAAAGGCAUGACUCCUUCCUCCACUCUCCGCUCUGGCUGUGGGUUUUUCAUAAAUGCCCUUGAUUAAGUUGAGGAAGUUCUCUUCUGUUCCUGGUUUGUUGAGUGUUCUUACCAUGGAAGGGUGUUAGACAUGAUCAAAUGCUUUAUCUGCACAUGUACAGUUGUUCUCGGAGGUACAGAACUUGAUAACAACAACAAAAACAGUAGCAAUACUGUACCGCACUGAGAGCUGAGAACCACUACUGUGGUCUCUCCUGACCCCAACUGCUCCCCUUGCCCCCCGGGAUCCUAAAGCCCCCGAGAGCCCCCCUCUGGCUACAGAUGGGCCGGUAUCAUCUGCCUUUUUUGGAGAGAGAAGAGAGAGGGGCUUGCAGCUGCCCAGGUGUGAGCAUCGGACAGGUGUCUGAGAUGGGAGGGUCCUCGCUGCUGCCCCUGAUCAGUUGUACUGUGGGCAGGGGCUUCUCCUGCAGACCUUGAGUUCUCUGCCCUUGAUUCUCAGAGCAGCGACGGGUGAGUGAGCCCUGGAGCCCGCAGGGACCCUGGGGCCCUGGAGGCGGAGGCUGAGAGGUGGAGGCCGCGAGGGGGAGGCCGGGAGGGGGAGGCUGAGAGGUAGAGGCUGGAGGGGGAGGCUGAGAGGUAGAGGCUGGGAAGGGGAGGCUGGGAGCGGGAGACUGGGAAGUCGAGGCUGGAGGUGGAGAUUAGGAGAGGGAGGCUGGGAAGGGGAGGCUAGGGUUCAGCCACCUCAUCAGACCACAGUUGGUGCCUGGCAAGCAUCUGGGACAGAGUGGCUCCUAAACUCCUAUUUUGAAAGAAUGAAUGGAUGAAUGAGUCCAUGAGUGGGACGAUCCUGAGACUACCAGAAUAGCAGCAGGGACAGGGGCCCCAGUCCCAGGUUGUGAAGGACAGACAGAUCUCAGGUCCAUCUCAUGGGAAGCAGAGCAUCUUCAGGAGACAGAACUGUCCUGAGCAAAUUCAGACUCUGGGUGGCCUCACCUUGGGCCCUUCCCUUUUGCACAGGCACACAUGCAGAGUGAGCAGACCUGCAGAUGCAGACACAUGAGGGUCUGUGCCCCUCUGGGUCUCCCAGUCCUUCCCCAUCACCUCCAGAGCUGACCUACCCUGGGUUCCCCUCCCUGCAUCCCAGGUCCAGCUCCUCCCUCAAGGGGCUCACAGUCUAAUGAGAGCAAACACCACCACCUGGACCUCCACGUCAGCUGGUACCCUCCGUAUAGACAUUGAGCCCAGGGUGGGGGUGUUGCUGGGAGAGCCUGGGGUCCUGGGGGAGAUUGGAGGGGCAGCUGGGAGGUCUAGAAGAGCCUGGGGGAUCCUGGGCUCCUAGAGGGGCAUGACUGUUUCUAGCUCAACCAGCUCUGAGGGCACACCUGGGGGUGUAGACCCCCGGCUCCGCCGGCCCGUGCAGUGGAGCGGGGAGUGCCAGAGCAGUGUGAAUCUCUGCUCCUACCAGGUAGACUGAUGUGCGCACCUGCUCGGCGACAAUGACUCAUUGCUAUUGUGCCGUUUUCUAAAAGGCACUAAUCCAUUCCCUGAUAACUAGGGGGGAGCCGCUACUGGCAGCAACAAAGACGCAGGGCAGCCAAAAAUAAACAAAUAAGUACAAAGAGAGGGUAUGUUCAUGAGCUCAGAAGUGCCUCCAAAAUCUCUGUCAGACACUAAAAGUAGCGAUCACCAAGCGAUAGGACCUGUGCAGACAGCAGAGCUUCAGGUGCCGUCAUCCUCCUCCGCGUUUGCUCUGAGCGUAACCCCUGUAAUCGCGGCACUGGUCUUGCAGCUCCGCCUCGUCUGGGGCUGAUCCCCGAGGCUCUGUCGUCUGAGUACGCCUCCCGUCUGCAACCUCCCUGUCCCCUCGUUUCAAAAACCAUCUCCAGUGUGGCUAAGCUUCAUCCUUUGCAGGUGGAUUUAUCUUAUGGUAAGAGUCUGGUGCUAAUCAAGAGCAACCUCGAAGCCCCUUGAGGACCUAUGUCUUAUUUUCUGGUGACUUCUCUCUUUUAUUCUGAUAGCCUUGGAAUGGAACCUGGGAAAUCAUUGGCUGUCUACACAAGCUUGUAAAAACUGUUGCUGAUUUCGAAACGUGCACAACAUGGGGGUUGCAAGCUCAGGUUUAUUUAUUUAUGUUUUAAUUGAAGCAUAAUUGCUUUGUAAUAUUGUGUUGCUUUCCGCCACACGGCAGCGUACAUCAGUCGUAAGCAUACGUGUGUCUUCUCUCUCUUGAACCUCCCUCCCACCCCUGCCCCUUCCACCCCUCUAGGUUUU
Cervus elaphus (red deer) is the source of this 3788-nucleotide messenger RNA. Its product is annotated as coiled-coil domain-containing protein 166-like. The coding region runs from base 538 to 1584 and encodes 348 amino acids. NCBI's taxonomy places the organism in Eukaryota, Metazoa, Chordata, Mammalia, Artiodactyla, Cervidae. The record is from RefSeq and is a predicted model, not a curated record. The transcript has 4 exons.